AAAACAAAAAUGGAAGUAUCCCUCAAUCCUCAUUGAUGUGUUGUGUCUUGAUCGACGACAAUGUGCCAUUCCUUCUCCAUGGGAGCCACUGCUCCUCCGCUCAUCAUCGCCCAUCGCCCCUCUCUUCCACUGCCGCCUCGAUUCUUUCGAAUUCCAUUCUCCGGGGAACCGCAUCAUCACCUUCGAUUGGCCUCUGCUACUUGCAGCCACACGGAUAUACCGGAACCGUCGGGUAUUGGGAGCAGUUCUAGGGCUGAAAACCAAGUUGGGAAGGACGACAAAAGUUCUCACUCAAACUCAUCGAAUGAGAUAUUGGACAAAUUGAAGAGAUACGGUGUCUCGGGAGUUUUGUCCUAUGGUUUACUUAACACAGCUUACUAUCUUACCACUUUUUUAGUCGUUUGGUUCUAUGUUGCGCCUGCACCGGGGAGAGUGGGUUAUUUGGCUGCUGUCAAAAGGUUUCUUAAGAUAAUGGCUAUGGUGUGGGCAGGAAGCCAAGUGACUAAGCUUGUGCGGGCUGGAGGCAGGGCGGUGGCACUUGCACCUUUUGUAGACAGGGGAUUGUCGUGGUUCGGCGCCAAGUUCGGGUUUGAGUCCCAAGGGAAGGCGUUUAUGGCGAUUGCCGGGAUUUGUUUUGGAUUGGCGUUCUUGAUGUUUCUUGGGGUGACCAUUCUCUCGGCGUAAAUCGUCAGCGAAUGCAGCCGUUGCUGUCCACCGGAGCAGCCGAGCCGAUCCGAGCAAGCUGCGGCAAUGCUUCGGAGAGACUAAUGUUUCUGAAAAAGUGUUUUAUGUGUUUUUGUUGUUCGUAGGUUGUGUGAGAGAAUUGGAUUUGAAUCCAAAGAAUAACGGCUUUGUUAGCCCGACACUAAUUUUCAUUUUUAAUUGCAAAUUCCUAAAAAUAAUGAUAAACAAUCUAAAA
Messenger RNA from Andrographis paniculata, 919 nucleotides. RefSeq lists its product as uncharacterized. The transcript has 8 exons. The coding region runs from base 61 to 684 and encodes 207 amino acids. The record is from RefSeq and is a predicted model, not a curated record. Lineage: Eukaryota; Viridiplantae; Streptophyta; Magnoliopsida; Lamiales; Acanthaceae.